UGCAUACUACAUAUCAUCAUCCCCUACAAACUACAAGCCAAAAACAAACAAACAAGUGUGUGUUUGUGCACGCGCGUCUAGAGCUCAAUGGCUUCGAACCAAGAACACAAGCCACACGCUUUGUUCAUACCCGCUCCGGCUCAAGGACAUCUCAACCCGAUGAUAAAACUAGCCAAAAUCCUCCAUUCCAAAGGCUUCCUCAUCACCUUUGUCAACACCGAAUUCACCCACCGCCGUCUUGUCAAAUCGCAAGGCUUGGACGCCCUCAACAGCGUCUCUACGUUCCGGUUUGAAGCCAUUCCUGACGGUCUUACGCCACCUGAGAACACUGAAGUGACCCAGAAUGUGUAUGAUAUAUGUAGAUCCACACAAGAGAAUUGUUUGCAGCCCUUUAAAAGCCUUAUUGCUAAGUUGAGUGUCGCCUUUUCGCCGGUGACUUGUAUAGUGUCGGAUUUACUCAUGGGUUUCACACUUGAUGCUGCCAAAGAACUUGGUAUUCCAGAGUUUAUAUUCUCCACUGGUGGUGCUGGUGCUCUUUUAUGUAGUGAACAAUUUCCCAUUCUUCUUGACAAGGGUUUGAUGCCACUCAAAGAUCCAAGUUAUUUAGUAAAUGGAUAUUUGGACACAAUAGUAGAUUCUAUACAUGGUAUGGAAGGUAUACCUCUAAAAUACAUCCCACCUUUCAUUAGAUACAUCAAUCCAGGUGAUGAAUUCAUGGUGGAAUUCACAAAUGCACAAAUCAAAAAAGCGAAAACAGCUUCGGGCAUUAUCUUCAACACGUUUGAUGAUCUAGAACAUGACGUUUUGGACUCGCUAGCUUCGAUAUUUCCUCCAUGUUAUGGAGUCGGUCCAUUGCAUUUACUCGAAAACAAGAUAGCCGAUAAAUCACUAGCAUCCAUCGGGUCGAACCUCUGGAUGGAAGAACCCGAAUGCAUAAAAUGGCUAGACACAAAACCAGCAUCCUCGGUUGUUUAUGUAAAUUUUGGUAGCAUUACCGUCAUGACACAUCAACAACUAGUCGAGUUUUGUUGGGGCCUCGCUAAUAGCAAACAUUCGUUCUUGUGGAUAAUGCGUGCGGGGCUCGUGGAUGGCGAGUCUGACGCGCUUCCACUAGAGUUUUUUCAAGAGACAAGUGGUAGAGGGAUGUUGGCAGGAUGGUGCCCUCAAGAACAAGUUAUAAACCAUCCGUCUAUAGGAGGGUUUUUGACGCAUAGUGGAUGGAACUCUACGGUUGAAAGUAUUUCAAGUGGGGUGCCUAUGAUUUGUUGGCCGUUUUUCUCGGACCAGUUCCCGAAUUGUUGGUUGAGUUGCACGAAAUGGGGAGUUGCGAUGGAGAUCGAUAGUGACGUAAAAAGGGAUGAAGUCGAGAGGCUCGUGGUCGAGUUGAUGGCCGGAGAAAAGGGGAUGGUUAUGAGGAAAAAUGCCAUGAAUUGGAAAAACAAGGCUAUUGCUGCAAGUAGUGUUCCUGAUGGUUCUGCUGUGAUUGAUUUGGAGAAACUGAUUAAUGAACUAAAGAAAGUUCCAAAAUGACACAUGGUUCAUUUUAAAAUGUGUCUUUUUGUCAAGUGUUAUGUUUUAGUGGCAAGUUAAUAAGAAUAUCAUGAGUUAAAAACUAUUCAAAUCCAUUAGUUUUUAUAUAACUAAUUAUGGUUUUUU
Molecule: messenger RNA, 1656 nt
Organism: Helianthus annuus (common sunflower)
Lineage: Eukaryota; Viridiplantae; Streptophyta; Magnoliopsida; Asterales; Asteraceae
Product: 7-deoxyloganetin glucosyltransferase
Exons: 2
Coding region: 88-1530 (480 amino acids)
Molecular function (GO): UDP-glycosyltransferase activity
Source: RefSeq, a predicted model, not a curated record